Messenger RNA from Aphanomyces invadans, 351 nucleotides. RefSeq lists its product as hypothetical. The transcript has a single exon. NCBI's taxonomy places the organism in Eukaryota, Oomycota, Saprolegniomycetes, Saprolegniales, Verrucalvaceae. The coding region runs from base 1 to 351 and encodes 116 amino acids. The record is from RefSeq and is a predicted model, not a curated record.
AUGUCGGAUUGGGACUCUGUUGCCCGAAACCUCAUCAGCACUGGUGAAUUUGACCGUCCCAAGUUCGACGGCAAGAAGGCGCAAGUAAGAUUUGCGAAGGACUUCGACGACGAAAGUGCAUCGACGGAAGGUGGAAGAUUGCGAAAGGUACCUGCGUUGAUGAACGAAGGUGGCAAAAACGAGCUCGAUCUACGCAAGUUUAUGUUUGAAAAAGAAAUGGAAGAACGCAAAAAGGAGCGCGAAUUUCAAGCUGAAGAGCGAAACAAGGACCGCGAGAUUCAGGCACAACAAAUUCAAAUGCUGCAGACAACAAUGACAACUCUUCUUAGCGCUUUGGUGAAGAAGUUGUAA